GGUUCUUGGUGCUCGCGACUCGCGCUGCUACGUUCGCCACCGUGUAUUUUUAGAUCGACGUCGAGUGUGUUGUCUGCGUGUGGCACACAGCCUCGCGAAGGGCAAAGUUUUGACUCAUAGGAUUGGGUGUUUUCAUUCCCGUUGACUUGGACGGAGUUGCAAUCGCACUGCGGUAUAUGUGCAGCAUAGCAGGCAAUUAAGUCUGGAUCAACUCCUUCCAUCCGCCUACUGAAGUAACUCGGCGGUAGAUCGUCAUCCGUUCGAUUCGAGAUGUCAGAUAGAUUGAACGAAGUUCUGAUUCGUCUUAGUGGUCUUCGGGUAGCACAAGACCACUUAGGAAACCUGACAACGAUGUCACUGCCAGACCUUGAAAAGCUUGUAGAGCGACUGGAACAAGUCGCCUUUCGCCUGGAACGAGCUGAAGCAUGCCCGGCAACAGCUGGUGCUGGGGGACGCGUCCUGAUGCGUGGGACUUCAGUGGAGCUCAUCUCUGCUUCGGUGCAGGCUUAUGACUCUGUUCUCAGUGGUGCCCUGCACAACUACGUCACACUCAGCAAGAAGAUUGGCGCUGAGGUGGCCACUCAUGCUGACAUGGUGACCAAGGCUUUCCAAGUGCAGAGACAGUUCCUGACAAUAGCUGCGAAAUCUCGCGAGCCAGAUAAGAACGCCCUGAGGGAGCUUUUGAAGCCAACCUCUGAUCAGAUUCAAGCUGUUCAGGACUUCCGCGAGAAGAACCGCACGAGCAAGUUGUUCAACCAUCUCUCUGCAGUCAGCGAAUCCAUUCCUGCUCUAGGAUGGGUUACUAUUAGCCCAGCUCCAGCACCAUUCGUGAAGGAAAUGAACGAUGCCUGUCAGUUCUACACGAACAGAGUGCUGGUAGACUACAAGGACAAGGACAAGACCCACAUUGACUGGGCACGUUCCUGGUUGUCGGUCCUUGUGGAUCUGCAGGGCUUCGUGAAAGCUCAUCAUCUGACUGGUCUGGUGUGGAACCACAUGGGUGGAGAUGCGAUGUCCUUGGCAAAAGGCAGCGGACCUGCACCAGCAGCAGGUGGAGGCCCUCCCCCACCUCCUCCUCCGCCGCCACCUGCAGACUUCUUGGGUUCAGCUCCGACCGAGGAUCCGCGAGCUGCCCUCUUCAGGGACAUCAACAAGGGAGAGAACAUCAGCAAGGCUUUAAAGAAAGUCAGUGCAGAACAGAUGACCCACAAGAACCCUUCCUUGCGUGGCCAAGCGCCAUUGCCCGGCAAAGGCAGCCCGUCUGCUCCUGGGUUUGCAUCCAGCAAGCCUUCUCAAGAGGUCAUGAAGCCACCCAGGUUCGAACUCGAAGGAAAGAAGUGGUGUCUGGACUACCAAGUAAACCAGCAGCAAUUGGUCGUGGACAACACUCAGAUGAACCAAUCUGUGAGCAUUUACAAGUGUGUCAACUCAGUCGUCAUUGUCAAGGGAAAAGUCAACUCCAUUUCUAUAGAUUCAUGCAAGAAGACGUCCGUCGUGUUUGACGAUAUUGUCUCUGUUGUGGAGUUCAUCAACUGCCAAAGUGUGAAGGCUCAGUCUCUGGGUAAAGUGCCCACCAUUGCUAUUGACAAGACUGACGGAGCCCAUGUGUAUCUGUCCGACAAGUCGCUCGAUGCCGAGAUCGUGACUUCCAAGUCUUCCGAAGUGAAUGUUUCUGUUCCCAAGGCUGAUGGAGACUUUUUGGAAAUCCCAGUGCCAGAGCAGUACAAGUCUAAAUGGAAUGGCAAGACACUGUCAACGAUCGUCGUUGACCAGGCAUAACUGCCCGCUCCUUGAAGCCAGACGUGUACAAACGAAGUGGCAUCGAAGCUGUUUUCAAGUAUAUUUACGACGUGUGGAAACGAAGGGUGUUUUUUUGUAUCUUUGACAUUGGUAUUUUUUUCAUUUGACGAUAUUGACGACUUGGUAUAUUUUGAUCUUGCGUAUUUAAAAGGGUAUAAAAACGUUUUUACUAGUCAAAAAUCGAAAUUGCCAGUGACGACGCCCUGCAGUGCAUUGGUGCAGUGUGCUAAGAGAGUGUGUGUGUGUACCGAGAUUGCUCAAUAAACCAUUGCUUUCAUUG
This is a messenger RNA of Ornithodoros turicata, 2080 nucleotides long. RefSeq names its product adenylyl cyclase-associated protein 1-like (gene capt). The transcript is spliced from 12 exons. The coding region runs from base 271 to 1779 and encodes 502 amino acids. The record is from RefSeq and is a predicted model, not a curated record. Gene Ontology annotation, biological process: cell morphogenesis; cytoskeleton organization; actin filament organization. Gene Ontology annotation, molecular function: actin binding; adenylate cyclase binding. Gene Ontology annotation, cellular component: cytoplasm. NCBI's taxonomy places the organism in Eukaryota, Metazoa, Arthropoda, Arachnida, Ixodida, Argasidae.